Messenger RNA from Marasmius oreades (fairy-ring Marasmius), 1190 nucleotides. RefSeq lists its product as uncharacterized. The coding region runs from base 60 to 896 and encodes 278 amino acids. NCBI's taxonomy places the organism in Eukaryota, Fungi, Basidiomycota, Agaricomycetes, Agaricales, Marasmiaceae. The record is from RefSeq and is a predicted model, not a curated record. The transcript has 4 exons.
CUGACCCCCGGCCAUGAGGCCAGUUCAAGUUCUCUCUGAGUGCGCUCAGAUAGACCUCGAUGGAUAUGCCAACACCUUUAGCUCCUGCUUGCAGAGUUGAAGGUUGUAUGAUUGCAGUUGACGUUGUUCUUCAAUCCAGCGAUAACGAACUUUUUGGGGCACAUACCAAGAACCUAGAGUGCUUUAACGAAGGUUUUCCUCCGGCAGGAUGGGCCAAAAAAGUGGACGAGGUGGUGGUGUUGACGGAAUCUAGCGCAGUGCUCACGCUCUUGUUGGGCUUCACGCACAACAGCCUUGCCCUUCCUGACCUUGAGGAUGGGGAUAUUGAUAUUGACAACCUACUGUCGCUCUGUGAGGCUGCAGAGAAGUAUGGUAAUUUUAUUGCGUUGCAGGCGUGCAGGAGAGGCUUGAAGAACCGAGCCAAGACCUUAGACCCUGAUGGGUUGCUGAAAGUCCUCCGUUACAAAGUUUGCCGGUUCGAUUCCACCGAUAUCAACGACUUUGCUCGCAGAACUCCUGGUAUUCCGGUCAAGGAGGUGUGGUCAUUUUACAAAGGAUAUCCGGAGGUUUAUUACCUCUGGUCUCGAUACCAGAUAGCAUGGGCCGAGUGGGACGCAGAAUUCGAUUCUGCAAUGGAUAUCAACUCGUACCCCGUUCGGCACUUGAACGAUGUACGUCAAUGCCCGGAACUGGAUAAAUACCUCGACUAUUUCCGGGGUUCGAAAAAAGUCAGCGGAAUUCGUGUCACUUGGGAGGUAUUCAACAGCAAUCGAAUGUUUGUGAAUGGGCUACCCGGCAUAAAAACAAUGUGUGGUUGCGGCGCCUUCACGAAGUGGACAGCUAACAUUCAAAAGGUCUUCGAGCGUCAACCUCGGUGGGAGGAUUUUACAAAUUGAAGAAGGACACCCAAUCUUGCUCAGGAAAUGUUGAAGGGAGCUUUACUGUCAUUGUUGCUUCAAAUAACGAAAUCGUAUUGCAAUCGUAUCGCAGACCUGGUUCAUCUCAUCCGUUGACAUCUGACUCGGUAUAUAGAAUUCUAAGUGAUGGGUGGAGAUAGUCGGCCCUGGUCAGGAGCGGCGCCGCAACGCGUGGAAGGCAAAAAAAUCACUAGUUAUUGUUACCCUCCUCUCAAGCCUCGCCGAAUAGUUAGUCGAGGGUGAUAUAAUAUAUUCAGGAGGCCAACAAACGCG